AUGGUGCAGUCAAAGUCCUACUUACCUUCUUCAAAUUAUACAAAAUCAUUUUGGUUAAGCCUUGAAGAUCAAGACCCCUUUUCCAAAUAUCAACAUUCACCUAGAUUACCCAAGGAAACAGAUAUUUUAAUUAUUGGCUCUGGAUAUGCUGGUGCUUCAACAGUUUAUAAUCUAUUGAAACAAGAUCCAAGUUUAGAUGUUACAUUAUUGGAAGCCAGAACAACAUGUUCUGGUGCCACGGGUAGAAAUGGUGGACAUUUGAAACCAUAUGGCCAUAGAGAGUAUUCUCAAUACGAAGAGAGUUUUGGUUCGAGAAUAGCUGCUGAUAUUGUCAACUCAGAAGUGGAUCAUUUAUACACAAUCAAAGAUUUAGUGGAAAAAGAAGGUAUUGAUUGUGAUUUUGUGCUAACAAGAGCAUUUGAUGUCUAUAAAGAAUCAACAAGAUUUGAGAAUGAUGUUGAAUCUCUUGCUAAGCUAGAAUCCAAUCCUUAUGUUAAACAAGAAAUAAAAGAUAGUAUUCAGGUUCUUGAAGGUGAUUCUGUCUCAACAUUGUCAAAAGUUUCAAAUGUUAAACGUGGUAUCACAUAUCCAGCUGCUCAUUUAUGGCCUUGGAAGCUGGUAACUUCAUUAUUAAAGAAAUCAGUAUCAGUAGGUCUGAAGCUUUACACAAAUACAACGGUAAUAGAGGUCUCAUUAGUUGGUAAUAAGUAUAAAAUAGUUACAGAAAAGGGAUCCUUGUUUGCUAAAAAGGUUGUUUUUGCUACUAACGCAUACACAAAAGCAUUGUUACCAGAAUUUAAAGAUGCAAUAACACCAGUUAAAGGUGUUGUUACCCAUAUUAAAUCUUUGGAUAAACCAAUACCACAAUUACCAAAUACUUAUGGUAUAUUUCACAAAUCUGGGUUAUAUAGUGAAUAUUUGAUUAAUCGUGCAGAUGGUGGAAUUAUUGUUGGUGGUGGUAGUGUUUCAAUGAUUGAUGGAACUGGUGAUUAUUCAGAAGUUUAUGAUAAUCCUGAUGAUUCAUAUUAUACCUCAAAAGCCAAAGAAUAUUUUCAAAACUAUGCUCCUAGAACAUUCACCACUUGGAAAAAUUCCAAAUCUGAUAUAACUUGGUCUGGAAUUAUGGGUUAUACUUCCAAUGGAUUCCCUUUUGUUGGAGAUUUGGGGUUUAUUAACCAGCCAAAUGCAUAUAUUGUUGCUGGAUUUUCUGGACAUGGUAUGCCUAGAGUUUAUUUAUCGGGUAAAGCAAUUGCAGAUAGUAUUAUUACUGGUAACUCUGUUUUAGAGCUAGACCAAAUACCAGAAAAUUAUGUGGCUACAUUAGAUAGAUUGAAAAAUUCUAAAGAGAAAAAUUAUAAAAUAGAACUCAUAAACGUUAUUAAAUCUAAACUUUGA
This is a messenger RNA of Hansenula ciferrii, 1395 nucleotides long. Its product is annotated as NAD(P)/FAD-dependent oxidoreductase. The record is from RefSeq and is a predicted model, not a curated record. Gene Ontology annotation, molecular function: oxidoreductase activity. Lineage: Eukaryota; Fungi; Ascomycota; Saccharomycetes; Phaffomycetales; Wickerhamomycetaceae. The transcript has a single exon. Gene Ontology annotation, cellular component: cytoplasm. Bases 1 to 1395 code for a protein of 464 amino acids.